GCAGCAGGUCCAUUCGCACACGGACGAGCCAGGACGAUGAUGCGGACGGCGCUGGCCCUGCAGCGCAUGCGGAGGGUGCUGCGGACGACCAUGACCCCGCGCCGCGCCAAGGACUUCAUUCCGGCGGCCAUGACGUGGCGCCGCAGCGUGCUUUCCAUUGCGCUCUAUCUAUCGCUUGCGUUCUACGCCAGCGGCGCGAGCGACGGUGCCCACGGCCGCCAGCUUUUGCAGCGCUUGGAUCAGUCGUGCGACGUCGACGACGAGUGCCAGGCGCUAGGCCAUCGCUUUGGCUGUGUCGAACAUGCCUGUGUCGAGCAAGGCCUCUUCCCGCUGCAGGCUACCGACAUCUAUGGCACAAUUGGCGCCUUCCUCUGCGUCAUCGUCUCGUCCGGCGGCGGGCUUGGCGGCGGCGGUCUCCUCGUGCCACUCUACAUCAUCGUCCUGGGGAUGACGUCCCACGACGCGAUUCCGCUCUCCAAGGCCACAAUAUUUGGCAGCGCGAUUGCGAGCAUGUUGUUGAACUCACGCAAGACGCACCCGCUCGACCCCGACCGACAACUCAUCGACUACGAAGUCGUCGUGAUGAUGGAGCCCAUGACCCUCGCGGGCACGAUCAUCGGCGUGCAUAUGAACAAAAUGUGUCCCGAGUGGCUCAUCACGGUCCUCCUCGUAUGGCUUCUCUCCAGCACGAGUCUGCGCAUGAUCACGAAAGGCAAGUCCGUUUGGAGGGCGGAAGCUGCCAAAGAGAAGGCGCUUCUGGCAUCGGUCGUUGCUCAUUGGCAGUCGUUGGUCGCAGCGCGCCGCUUUGGCGCCGCCGUCGUUGUCGCUGCUCGCAAAUGGCGUGCGCUCAAGGCACUCAAGGCGCUCGAAGCUGAGGCCACAGCUGUUGCCUUGUCGAUCAAAGACCACUCGAUCACAAUCAACCUCCAGGAAGCCGACGAGGCAACCACGGCCUCGUCCGACGACGACGACACGAUCAACGACGCGUACGAUGACGACCACGCGUCACUCCUCGGACGCGCAACGACGACCAAGAAAGCCCAUCUCUCGCUCUCGAGCUUACUCGCUUUUCGGAAGUUUGUGCCGUGGGGCGACCUCACGAUCCUCUUCUUCGCAUGGUUUGGUCUUCUCCUCUUCUCGAUGCUCAAGGGCGGUCAUGGCGCGCCCAGCGUCAUUGGUCUCGAUUGCGGCAGCGCCGCGUACUGGCUGCUCACGACGCUCUCCCUGCCAUUCUUUGUCGGCGUCACGGCCAUCUUUGGCCUCAAGAUCGCCGCACGCCACGAAGCGCUGCAGGCGUUUGGCUACAAGUACGUCGAAGGCGACAUUGUGUGGACGAAGCGGACCACCGUGCUGUACCCGGCGCUGUGCACCGUCGCAGGCGUCGCCGCCGGGCUCCUCGGCAUCGGCGGCGGCAUGGUCAAGGGACCGCUCUUGCUCGAAAUUGGGCUGCACCCGCAAGUCGCGUCGGCCUCGUCGUCGACCAUGAUUCUCUUUACAUCGUCGGCCACGACGCUGCAGUUUAUCGUGCUCGGGAUGCUGCCGAUCGAGCGUGCGCUCUGGUAUGGCGUCGUCGGCUUUGCUGGCGGCGUUGUGGGCCAACUCGGGCUGAGCUACCUCAUCAAGAAGUACCGCAAGACGGCCUUUGUCCUCUUUAUGGUCGCCGCUGUGAUCGCCGUGAGUGGCGCCGUCAUGGGCGUCCUCGGUCUCCGCGGCGUGGUUGUGCAUGGCUUUGGCGGGUUCCGGUCCCUCUGUCAAGCGUAAACGCUGAAAUCUUAUACGACCCAAUUUACGAUAAGAUCUGGGUUGAUACUACGAGGUAUGUUUAGUCUAUGGGACA
This is a messenger RNA of Saprolegnia diclina VS20, 1837 nucleotides long. RefSeq lists its product as hypothetical. The transcript has 5 exons. Gene Ontology annotation, biological process: protein ubiquitination. Gene Ontology annotation, cellular component: membrane; Cul4A-RING E3 ubiquitin ligase complex. The coding region runs from base 37 to 1761 and encodes 574 amino acids. Lineage: Eukaryota; Oomycota; Saprolegniomycetes; Saprolegniales; Saprolegniaceae. The record is from RefSeq and is a predicted model, not a curated record.